Messenger RNA from Numida meleagris (helmeted guineafowl), 10819 nucleotides. It is a transcript of the gene TOPAZ1, whose product is annotated as testis and ovary specific PAZ domain containing 1. The transcript has 20 exons. Bases 520 to 6408 code for a protein of 1962 amino acids. Gene Ontology annotation, biological process: spermatocyte division; spermatid development. Gene Ontology annotation, molecular function: protein binding. The record is from RefSeq and is a predicted model, not a curated record. Lineage: Eukaryota; Metazoa; Chordata; Aves; Galliformes; Numididae.
ACCAGGCCCUGCCCUGCCCCAGGUCCCUCCCGGUGAAGCGGCGCUGCCGCCUUUCCGUCCGCCCGCGCCUAUGGCCUCGCCGGGCCGCGCAGGGGCGCGGCGGAGCCUCCCUCACGCCGCCCGGGCCGCCAUGACGCGAUGCGGCGCGGCGAGAGCCUGAUCUUCUCCGUGAGCUGCGCGGUGCUGGCAGGCGGCGUUGGGGCCUAGGCGAGGCCUUGAGGGACGGAGCAGUGAACUGAGAAGUGGCGGGGGACCUGCAGUGCGGGGAGAGGGGUGGGAAGAGGCAGAGCCGGUGGUGGCAGCUGUCUCUGAGGCUGAGGGAGGUGUGGGGGUGGGAUCUGGCUUGUGGCUGUGGGCUCGCAGGCUGUGCUGUCUCUCGGGCCAGGCUCUGCUGAGGCUGGAGGAGGUUGUGCUCCCCUCCUGUUUGGGCCUGCACCUCUCAGGGCCCAGGCUAGGCGGUGUGCUGGUAGGUGUGUGCAGGUGUGUGCGGUUUGUAGGGCUUGGUGGUGUCCCCCCACAAUGCCACAGUUAAGAUCUGGGAAAGUGGUCAGGGCUGAGACACUGCUUUCCAGCCCCAGCUCUCUGUGUGCAGGGGUGGGAUGUGAGCCAGGGAAGAAGCUGGUAGUUGAGCAGAGCCCUCACCUGGCACCAGAGAGGGAACCCGAGCAGCCCUCACCUUCACGUUCGCAACCUGCUGCACACUCUGGAGGUUCCUCCAAGCAACUUGCUCUUCUUUUGUCUGUGCAGAAGGAGCGAGCCAAGAGUAGGCAGAGGCUGGGUGGUAAGAAAAACAAGGGGGUACAGAGCAGGAUGUCUUCUGAAAGCCAGAAUGGUUCUGCUGUGCAGGUAUCGAAUGGUGCUGUCUGUGAAGGUGGGCAAGCAGCAGCCAUAGUGGCAGGAGCGUGUUUGGAAAAGACUGUAAGGAGAGAAACAGGACAAGGUCAGCAGUCGUUCUGCUUAGGAACUGACUUGCAGAAGAAAUUGUCAGGAGUGACUGGCAGCCCAGAAAGACCAAACCUGUCUGGUUUCCAGGAGAGUACGAGACGCUCAGGGAAAAAACGCAAGCAUUCCUAUAUGGAAUUGAAAUUGCAAAUCCCAACCUUGGAGGAGGAUCUGGAGAGGACAGAGGGGCAUAGUGUUGUUUCCUGUUCGUCAGAACCUGAGGUGCUGCAGCCUGGAAAGGGUGCCUGUAGCACUGAAAUGAAAGGCACUGCCUCCUUAAUGGUACUGAAUCUGCAAAUCCCAGGUCUUAAGGGUUUGGGGACUGAGGAAUCUUUCUUGUCUGAACCAAAACCUGAGGAGGUGGUGGAUAACCCAGAGAACGUGGAUGACCAUUCCUUAGAAAGGCUGAAAAAGCCAAAGGAGGGAGGAAAGAGAUACUUGACAAAGAAAGGCAGGCAGUCGGUGAAGUCAGAACUACGGAGGCCAAGGAGAUCUGCCCUGCUAGAGUUGCAUACACAGUGUGUGGAAUCCAAGGAAAACACUGCAAGUCUGACAGAGGAAGACUCAUUGCCAUUACUACAUGUGCAGGGCUUAAGUGGACAAGAACAAUCAACAGCUGGAGAAGAGCAGUGCGAGUGUUGCAUUAUAGAACAUCUGCAGAGCUCAGACCUUCAGAAAGGAGCAGAUAGCAUGCAGGAAAGUGCAAAGAAAAAACAGAAAAAAAAUAAGCAGGACUCAGGUAUACAAGCUGUGAAGAAGUGUAAGGCAAAUCUAAUGAGAUCAGAAAAUCCCUGUGAAAAGAAAUCUCACUUCUCGGAUUCUCCUGCAGUUGCUGCAUUAGCUGGGACACAAAGCAAGAGUUUUCUAUGUCAUCCUGAAACUAAAAGGUCUGGUGUACAACUGAAAAAAAGGAAACCCAGAACUGCUUCUGUCAAGUGCUUGCAGAAUUUCAGCGUAACUACAGCUGAAAAAGUGAUAAAUGCAGAACAUGAUGAUUCUGAGAAUAGUAAAAACACCCUAAACAACUGUAACAGCUUGCUCGAUGUAACAAGAAAGAACCCAUUUGUGAGACUGGAGGACUGUAGUUGCAUCAAUACAUUUGUAAAAUCUUCAGUGAAUGGAGAUACCAGCACUUUUAAUUUAAGUGGAUUCUUCCAUAAAGCCCAGGAUAAGAGGAAAUCUGUUUGUCCUGGCAGUACCGUAGAAUUGAGUGGUGUGAAUUGCAGCACUAACAGAAUGCAAAAUGAGAGAUCACUUGUAAAAGAUAGUUUAGUGUUUAAUAAAGAAGUUAAAGCUGAGCAUAAAGAAGAGCAUUUUUCAUGCGAUCAGAGUGAAAACAGUAAGUUUUCAAGAGGAAAAAAGUGUAAUGCUGCUAGAAAGAGUAGAAAAAAGGUGAAAAUCACUGAGAUGUCAGCCAUGCAGACUGUUUCUGCAAAUGUUGCUAAUGAGCGCCGUAAGUGUGAGUUACCCGCAGAAGAAGCAGUUGCCUCUUCAGACUCCUCUGCAGCCUUAGGACUAAAUAAUAAAGACACAGCUCUGUCAAAUUCAUAUGGUUGUGCGUCACAUCUGCAUACAGAAAGCAACACUUGUGAAGCACAAAAUAGGAAAAAGAAUAGGAGAAAGAAUAGUACCAAAUUACUUGCACUUGAAGAUGGCUGUAAGAAGACAUCUGAUCUGUCGACAGCAGCAGAAAGAAAAGAUUCAAACAUUGUGGCAUCACAGUGUCGUUCUGCUACCUCAGGUAGCCUGAGAGCAGUAACUCGUGCCUGUAAUGUUUCUAAUCAUCGCAACAGCACGAUGGAUGAAAAAUUAAAUAAAGUUAAAAAGAAAUUGCAGCAGUUUACCUGUCGAAGAGCAAUACCUAUGACUGGGAAGCAUGUUUGGCCUAUUGAAUCUUGUGCCAGGACUUCUGAAUGGGUCCGUAAAAGUCAUGGGUCUGUCUCAGAAGGAAAAAUAAUUUCAAGUCCAGUCUUUGAGAAGUCCUCUGAUAAAAGCUGUGUCAAAACUGUAGGAAACAGUGCUGUGACAGGGAAUUUGAAACAGUUGGUUUUGCAUACAUCAUUGGCAGAAGUUAACAAAGAACCUGCACAUAAAAUAAUGGAUCUAAAUGCUGAAUGCCUGACUAGAGUUGAAAUCUCAGAAUCCUCAUCUGUGGGUAUUUACGAGACUUGUAGAAUGAGCAAUGAAAAUGCAGAAUCACCGGUUGAUAUGGUUAGAAGUGCUGUGCCUUUUAACACUGAUGAUAUGCAAGAAGAUAAAGCAACCUCAAAUUCUACAACAAGCGCAAAAGAUAAAGGAGCUGUAACAAAGAGAAACCCGUCUGUGGCAGUCCGGAAUAGUGCAUGUAAAGGUAAAAGAAACAGAGUAAACUUAGACCAUAAAGCAUCAGUUGUGAACCAGACACUUUCUGAUUUAAAACUAACAACAGUACUAAGCACCGGAAACCUGACAAAUUUCAAAAUACCUUUACGCAAAAACAAACCUGAAUCCAGGACAUUGGAAUCUGUCAGUUCGUUUGAAAGUAAAACCUGUAGCCCACCAGAGGUUCUUGAUAGCACUAGCGUUUCAGGAAAACAAAAAAGAGGUGAAGAGACUAACUUGAUAAAGGUCAAGCAGCAGCCUCUUCCUGUAGUAAGUGAUGCUAUAUCUACAGCUUCCAUGAAGAAAAAAGCUGAUGAGGUCAACAAUAAGGACUUCUGGCAUGAUGGCUCUGGAAAGCUUUCAGAUGAUAUGUCCGCACUCCCUGAUGAUGUCUUUUUAUAUCCAUGUCCUCUUGAGAGCCAGAUAAAGUCAUCUUCACCUGACUUCUGUGGUACUGAAUGUGUAUGGAAAUCAGAUGUUUCCCAUCAUUCAGGGGAUGCAGUUGACUGCCGUGUUGCAUUAGAAAUACAUGAUGACGGCAAAUCAAGAGUCAAUCUUCCACAACAGAAAAGUGAAAAGUUUCCAGAUGUUCUUGAAGCUUACAACGAAGAUGUUCUUAUCAUUGAUGUUAUCCAGGAUGACCCUGAUCUUUUUGGAACCAAUGGCGAAGAGGAGCUUACAGUCUCAGACAGUGAAAAUUGUCCUGCAAAGGCGUGCUGUUCUGACAUCUUCAUUAAAGAAGAAAAGCAAUAUCCCGAGUGUGCUGUUAUUUCAGAAAACAGACAUUCAGUAAACAGUAAUUUUAGAGACAUUAAUAUGCAAGAAUCUGGAAAGUUGAGUGAUACUGAAAAUUCAUGGGAUUUGGUGCUAAAAGCGUCAGAUAUUAAAACCCACAAUUCCUCCAGCGGAAACAGUCCUAUGCGAAGUUUUACUGAGGACUCUUUUGAAGAUAGACAACUAACAGAACUAGAUGAACUUCUAAGGAGUUUUGAAAUAGAUGAAAAGUUCAAGUUUGCAGAGGGAGUGGCUGCUGUGGAACCAAGAGAAAAAAGUGAAGCUGAAAAAAGUGACUGUAAAUACAGAGAUCUUGUGAACUGUGAAAUGCUCUCAGAAUUGCCAUUGCAUGUCCCAAAUGUAAAUGACUGCAGAGAAAUUACGGUGCAGAAGUCCUGGAAGAAUGAUUAUAGAUGCUCAGGAAAAAGUCUUUCACUGCCCCUGCAAACUGGUGGAGAUUCUGAGACAUGGAAGAUAGACAAAAAUAUAAAAGCUUCUCAUUCAGUCCAGCAGAUCCUGGAGAUGAUGAACUUGCCCCGUAAAUAUUGCAGACGUUAUUUCAUGACUUUGCGUGGCUGUGAAAUGUCAAAAUGUUGGUUUUGGCACGUUCCUUACCGAGGGCAUGAAAAGAUUUGCAUGACAAUACUUAAGACAUACAUUAGUAUCAAUGAAGCAGGCCUUCUAAAACGUGCAGUCCAAAUAUUUGUCAGGUAUUACAGAGAAGUUACUCCUGGUGAGAAUUUUGCUUUUCAAGUGCUGAAUGAUCUUCUCAUUUGUUUGCUCAAGAAAUGUUUGUUGCAAGAAGUAUUUCAGAUGUUGAAUGUAACUGCACAGAUUAAUACACUACCAGCUUUGGAAGUUCUUCUGAGAGUUUUUGAAUGUGUGGCUUCUUUGAAUAUAAGAGAUGCCGUGCCUGCACUAAUCAGUACCUUUUGUAAGCUCAUUGAUGCAGGUAUGUUUCUUGAGUAUGAACAUUUUAAUUACAUAAUUAAACUCCUUCACCAAUUGCAAGUUUCAAGCCAGGAAAUAGAUACUGUUUUGAACAUAAAAUCCAGAUUUCAGGAGAUGCAUUUUAAAAGCAGCUGGCUUUUUGACUUUAAUUUGGUAAUGGCAGAAAUUCAGCAUUGCAAGGAAAAGAAGGAUUGGGCCAAGUUGGGAGCUUUGUAUGUUAAUGCAAGAACUGCAUGUGAACAUUCUGAUGAUCUUCAGAAAUUGUCUUUAUGUAUUACUGAAAUACUAACAAGAGAUUCUGAGAAAGACAGACCAGGAGUUCCUUUUUGUGAUUUUGCUGAUGCAGUAAUAAAAAAUUCCCAAUGUAACGAAGCAGACAGAACUUUCAUUGGAAGGGCUGGGAUAAGUGUAAUGAAUUCUUAUCGCAGAGUACUGCAGUGGAUAAAGGGAAGGAAGGUUUUGGAUAAAUUGCAAGAACUACAGAUCCAUUUUACAGUCCUGAAAGGACUUACUGAGGCAGAGGGGUUAGCAUCAAGAUGUCAAAUUGUUAAUAAUGCUGCAGAAAUUUUUCUUAAAACAGAAAGCUUAGAUGGAGCAACAUGGGUGUUGAGAGAGUCAGAGUGGAUCACCAAUGCACCACUGUGGCCCUGCGAUGAAAAUGACAUCCUCAAUCGACAUUAUCUGUUAUUUUCACUAAUGCACAAAUACAUGAGGCAGAGUUUAUACAGGCAGGCAUUUGAAGUUCUGCAGAACUUACCAGGUUUCCAAAAUGGUUGUGGUACUGUAGAUGUUUCUCAGUACAGCCACAUUUUUAACAAGCUGUUAAAUGCCUGUUUUGAGAGCAAGAACCUUGGAGUCUCAUCUUCUGCAGUAGACUUCAUGCUUUCAAAAAAUAUAGCUGUUGAUUUUUUCUUACUUAGAGGAUUAAUCACAGGUUUGGGAAGAAGUUGUUUGUGGAGUAAAGCUCGAACCUACUACAAAACUGCUUUAUCAUUGGGUUGCUACCCACCACUACAGGGAAAUUUACGUCACAAAAUAUUGCCAAUUCCAUUUUAUGUGUCUGAGGUUGAGAUGCUGUUGGCCAUUGAAUUAUUCCUUGUUUCAAAUGCCAGUGAUAUUCAAAGUCCUGGAGCUACUACUCAGAGUUUUCAAAUAAUACUGAAAAGAUGUGAAGACCAGACAGUUAAGAAUAACAGUGACUAUCAAGCAGGAAUGGAGAGACUUAUCCUGGCUGCUCGUAUAUCUGAUCCAAAGCUUUUUCUUAGGCAUAUGACAGUGAACGUUAAUAUGGAAGAAGUGUACAGCUUGGAGCUCACAUCUGCUCUAAAAUGGCUUAAGGAGAAUAUGAAAUGGGCUGGAAAGGUCUGGCUGUUUCAGUAGUCAUGAGUAACUAAAGACUUUUGAGGGUUAGUGGUUAAAGCAAUCAUUGUUAAAAAUAAGAAAAAGUACUAAAGGCAGUUACCACUGUGUUCAGACUGUACCUUACCGUAAGCUUAGAGCAAGGCUUCAAAACUCAGUUGUAUUUUUAAAUACGUAUAUUGAUGAUAAUGCAGAUGGUAGGACAGAGAGUAAUUUUUUUUCCCCAGCUAUAUGGAUUGUCAUACCAGUUUACAUGAAUGUUUUUUAAUGGCAUGACUAGGUGAUAAAAAAGCUGUAUCCUCAGAAUCUGCAUUCUCUUUUUUUAUGGAGAAUCUCAGACUUUGAUUGAGUGUUUCUACUUUUAUUAAGUGAAAGGGUUUCCACAUUGCUUCAUAGUUUGUAGAAAUAACGUGUUUUCUUUUGUCUUAUUUAUGUUAAUUUUGUGAGGAUAUUGUCCCAUCCACGUGCCCCUUAGACCUUCAUUUCUUUAUUCCAAAAACCUAUUAAAAAGCAGUGAAAAUGAAAUAACUUCAAAAUCAUUUACUACAUUGGACAUGCCCUGACUUAGGAUACCUUUCUUUUGCAGAACAGUGAGUCUACAUGAGUUGCUUACAGCUGAAGAUUUAGUUGUGUCUUGAUAAUAGCAUCUGUAUGGCUUCACAUUUGUAUACCUGUGCACUUUCACGUCUUCCUUGAUGGUUCUCUUAGGGGCAAGUGUUUUUUUGCCUUCACCUCUGAUAACUGACUUUACCAUUUUUUAGUUUCUGCCAACUGUAUGAUGAGAUGGAGGCUUCUAGCCAGCUGGUUCUGUCAUUCCUGUUACUUCAAGAGCUCGUAUUUCCACCUGCAAUUUCUGAAUCAUAUCUAGGAUGCGAAUUAUCUAAGUCAGACUUCAUUUGCAACAUGUAACCUUUCUAAAAGGACUAAAUGGCAAAUUGAUGGGACUUCUAUUAAAGCUGAAACUUGUCCAAGCUUUCCACUUCUGUAGUGUUAAGAUCUCUUAGUAUCAACUAAGAAAGUUUGUGAAAGUACCGACUUUCACAGACAUGACAAUACAGCUGUCGGUCCUGCUUUCCAUCCCUGUUAGAGAUUUUUGUGCUGAGAAUUUCUGCUCUUUUUCAUAUGGAAGAUUACAGGUUUUUUAAGCUUGUUCUGUCAUAAGUGACAGUCAGCACAGUGGCAUUAAGCCCACAGUGCUUUGAAAAUCUUUUCCUUCUUUGAGGCAGCAUGAGUCUCUUCUCAGUUCUAGCAACAUUAAUGUAGGUGUCCUCUGUCUGAAUUGGGAAAGUCAUCAUGAUCUUAGUGCUGGAUGGUUGCUGAGGAUUUUGGAGUGGUGUUGAUGUUUUUUUGUAUGGAGGAGAGGGUUUGGCAGUAUAUCAUUCUUUUGCAGAGAUCUCAUUUGCCUUCCUUCUUAAAACAAAAAGUUAGAUUCAGUGCUAACAAUCAGAUGGCAUUUCUUUAAAAGCCUUGUAACUCAAAAUUUCUCUUGGAACAAUUGACACUAAUUCAAACAGUCUUUGAGUUCUGCCCUUUGGUAUUCUCCCAGAUGGCUCUGCCAUUUCCAAAGGCUAUCUGCAUGGUCAUAACCACUGACGAUCUGCUACUUUGUCCCCUAGUAGCUGAAAGGCUGGAUAAGAAGUGAUCAGUUUUCAGAUGAGAAAACUAAUGUUCUUCCAGCCACUCCAGCAGUAAUGGCAAGAGCAUUUUUGGAAGAUUUCAGCAAACUAAACUAGCAUUGUAGUCAACAGUGAGAAACUAAGUCAUUUUUGCUAAUUACUUUUUGUGAAAUCCUUUGUAGCUUAAUCUUGCUUGGAAUUAGACAGAAGCUAUCUGAACCUUGGCUAAAUCCCCCAUUUCUGUAAGCAGUGCCAAAUGUGGCUAAUACUGUGUUUGAGAGAUGCAGAAGGACAAAAUGCUCUUAGUAAUCCUUAUGGAUUCAAAGCUUGUGAUGUUUUAGAGGCAGCAUUAUUUUUCCAUUAUAAGUAAUGCUGAUUUUUUGUUUAGAUCAUCCCCAGGAAAAAAAAAUGUUCCUUUAUAUUUCGGAAGUUAGCCAUUGACAUUUUGGCUUUGCUUGGAACUGUGGAAAGUUUAUGCAGCAUUUUGUCUCCAUCUUUUGUGUAUCAUCAGCUGAUGUGAAGCAAUCUCAGUCAUGUUUUAUAUUAACAGGCCAAGCAAGCUUCCCACAUCAUUGCAUCAUUGCUAAGAAGUUAAGAAGACGUAACCGAUGCAUCAGAAUCCAGCUCAUUCUGUCAGUACAGUGUUUCUCCCUAUCACCAAGAUAAACAAGUAGGCAAUUUAAACAGGUUUACUGUAAGUCUUAUACUUCAUACUUUUGUACUUUGAGUCCACUUGGAAUACCAUACAAAUCUGGUCAUUUUGAUGUGUAUCAGAACUUCAAAAAGGUUUAUUGAUAACAUUCUCAGUACCAUUUUGGUGACAGUAACUCCAUUGCUAAAUAAGACAUAACAAGUGAGCGAAACUCCAAUGCAGAAUGGAAACGAGCCUGAAAAGAUGAAGAAAUGUUCCAAAGGAUAAAGAUAAGUACAACAAAAAUGAUACUGUUUUGCCAAGUCAGCGGCCGUAGACAAUACCCAUCUAUUUUCUUUUCCCCAGGUAUAAGUUACUGUUUCUUAGUAGAUGAAAGAACCUCUGUGUUAGAAAUAAAGCAACUCCUUUAAUAGAUUUUUUUUUCCCAUGUAGGAGACAAAAUGUACACUUGUUUGCAGAUGGAGACAGAAAAAUGUGGAAAAAAAAUCCUAUGCUGCGCUUAUUAGCUACAUCUAGAAAAGCUGUGCUUCUGCAAUACAUUUUUAGUUACAAUGUACGAGAAAUGUCUUCUCUCUCUAUGGAAAUCUUCAGUUUUCACUGAUUACAGUGUAUGCUUUUGGAAAUGUUACUUCUGUAGGUAUGGACAGUUUCUUAUAACUAAAACGGAAUGAUGUUGUUUGGAAGACUUGGAACAAUUUUUGUUUCAGAACAUUGAUAGUUUUGAGGGUGUUUUUAAACCCACAUCUUGGAUGGAAGUGAGAACCUGGAAAUAGGAGCUUGUUAGUUUUUAUGAUGUUUCAUAACGAGGUAAAAGAGGGUAGGGAGGGUCAUUUUGGAGCAAGUGUUAAGAUGUUAAUAAAUGUUUUAUUCUUUGUGUGAAAUAUCCAAAAUGUCUGUAAAUCAGUGUUGUCAUUGAAAUAUUUAAAUCCAUUCAUAUCCCUGUAAUUCAUAUUCAUAGUUACGCCAGAGAAUAAGCCAAUGGCAACGUAGAUGUGAAGAGUUUAAUAACUACUGCAAGGAUCUGGAAUACGAUAUGCUGUGUGAGGAGGUUAAGAAUGUGUGAAAUCAGUCAGACUGUGCAGUUUUUCACCAUUCCAUAGCACAUAAUGAGCAAAUGCUCAUGAAUAAAUUGGGCUGAAGCUCCCAGCUGUGGAUAUGGCCAGCUUCCAGUUCUAACUGCAGACUGGAGUGGAGGAUAUAGAGGACAGACCUAUGUGCUGUGCUCAGCUCACUGAAGAAUUCUAAUAGGGUGUUAGUGAGACUUUUACAUCAGGAGAAACAGUAAAAUGAAAUUUCUCUGAUACAGUAAUCAAACUUUUAAUUGCCAAAAUAUUAAUGCCAUACACCUGAGCUUAGGAAAAUAUGCCAGUACGUAGGUAGAACUAUUACUAAUUCACAUUUUUUUCCUUUCACAUUCUCUGGAUGUGUUUUGCAUCAUUGUCUGCUUUGUUGCACAUCUCAAGUCUACAUUUUUUAGUCUUACCUCUUUUGCAUAACUCUUCUACAAUGACCUGUAUCCUGACUAGUAUCAAAACGUAGUAGUGACACUACUGGCCUCAGAGCUUCCAUGCCAUUGGGUAUAAUGGGACUGGAGAAGCUGAUACCACUCUUGGACUAUCCUCAGACUGAGGAUCUGAACAGAAAUAAAGGGGCAAGGAGAAGAAAGCUUUGUUACUGUUUGUAGCUACUUUAUUGCAGUAAUUAAGUUGCCUUCUGUUAGGAGUAGAGAGAGAGACAAAUACACAAUCAUGUGUUAGUUUAAUCUGUUGUAAACCAAGCUUUCCAUCCAGAAAUGUGUAUGUCACUUUAUAGAAAUCAUUUGAAUCUAUGGAGUACCCAUUUGCUCUGAUGGACCUGCAGCCUUUCUGCUGACAUGCAUACAUGCAUGAACUCUGUUCCUGCAGAGCCUGUGGGAUGUGUCAUGAGGAACAAGCAAGCCAAGCCCAUAAAGGAGAAUGGGGCCAGAUAAAGCCAUGUGGCUACUCCCGCUGAAUCUGGUGACAGUGUUCAUAAUAAAUGGUGAGACUUCGGGCUCAAAGUAGGAAUUCAUUCCUGUGUUUGGAAUGAUGGGAGAAGGUCAUUGUCUUGGAUCUGCGCAAUGGAGCAGGUAUCAGCAGCAUCACCUUCUGCGUAUCUCUCCCAAUUUUAUUUUCCCUCACUGAGU